CGUCAUUCGUUCUGGCUGUAUCCAGAGCUGAAAUCGGUCUUUCGGCCUUUCCAGCUGAGUCCGCCGCCAGCGCAGCGCCUGCCCGACACCCUCAACACAAUCCGGCACCAUGAUCAUCUACAAGGACCUCAUCACCGGAGACGAGAUGUUCUCGGACAUCUACAAAAUCAAAGAGUCGGAGAACGGAAUGAUGAUCGAAGUCGAGGGAAAGAUGAUCAGCAGAGCGGAGGGAGACAUCGAUGAUGCGCUAAUUGGUGGUAACGCGUCAGCAGAAGUCUUGGAUGAGGGCUGUGAGAGUACGACGGUCAGUGGUGUUGACAUCGUCCUCAACCACAAACUGCAGGAGACCAGCUACGACAAGAAGUCCUACACAUCCUACAUCAAGGACUACAUGAAGGCAGUUAAGGCUAAACUGCAGGAAACGGCUCCUGACCGGGUAGAACCCUUCAUGGCUAACGCACCAGCUGAGGUCAAGAAAAUCCUAGCCAACAUCAAGAACUAUCAGUUUUUCACAGGAGAAUCCAUGAACCCGGAUGGCGCUAUCGGUCUGCUUGACUUCCGUGAGGACGGCCAGACACCCUUCAUGCUCUUCUUCAAAGACGGUCUUGAGAUUGAGAAAUGUUAAAUUCCUCUGCGCGUGUCCUGAAGUGCCUCCCCCCAUCGGUAGCAGACAUCAGCUCGGUGGCUGUGAGGGCUUGCGGAUCAAUUGGAUCACUCAUUCCUCCCAACUUCAUCAGAAUCGGAACCAGAAGCUCUUUUUAACCCCCUUCCCCCCCUUUUGAGGCCACAACUUUGAUUUCAGUGUCUGUCCAUCUAGAAGACUUGAGGCCCUGCUAUGAAUCAACAUUCUUUAGGGGGAGAACAGUAUUUUUAGUGAGCUGAAAUCAUGCGGAGAGCUUGCGCUAAAAAGAAAAGAUGCAGCUCACUAGGGUUUUUUGUUUCCUUUUUUAAUUAGUUCUCACAUUGGUGAAGUUGACUGCCUGAGUAUUGGUUUGCUGUGUGCAUGUCAGCUCUCAGACAGCAGUUGUACAGUUAUUCUCCCAUGUCCUUUCUCGAAUCACAGGAUUGUAUAGGAUUUCUUGGCACUAUUUGUGAAAUAAAAUAAAGUCAAGCUGCUGACUAAACAUCA
This is a messenger RNA of Colossoma macropomum (tambaqui), 1129 nucleotides long. It is a transcript of the gene tpt1, whose product is annotated as tumor protein, translationally-controlled 1. Gene Ontology annotation, molecular function: calcium ion binding. NCBI's taxonomy places the organism in Eukaryota, Metazoa, Chordata, Actinopteri, Characiformes, Serrasalmidae. Bases 110 to 625 code for a protein of 171 amino acids. Gene Ontology annotation, cellular component: cytoplasm. The transcript is spliced from 6 exons. The record is from RefSeq and is a predicted model, not a curated record.